CUUUGGUUGUGUAACAUGUUUCUGUCAUUGUACACACCUAGGGCAGUCAGCUUGUAUUUCUACAGACAUUCCUUAUUUCAGUGAGCUCCUCUGCAAUGCCUGAACCCCACAGGUAAGAUGGAUACCCUCAGGCUGGCUAGGGGUGAUAAGGGCAUCAGAGCACAGGGGUUCUGUUUUUUUUUUUUUUUAUGUACAGUAAGGUUUGAGGUUGUAGAGUCACCUUCCUAUAAUAUGUUUGUUUAACAUUUUAAUGGAGGUUGACAUAGUUUGAGGAACAUCCCAACACACCACUCCCAGCCAUAACACCCCCUCCCAGCUAUAGUAUCACUCCCAGCCAUAACACCCCCUCCCAGCUAUAGUAUCCCUCCCAGCCAUAACAUUACUCCCAGGCAUAACACUACUCCCAGAUAUAAUAUCACUCACAGCCAUAACACCCUAUCACAUUACUCCCAGACAUAACACUACUCCCAGAUAUAGUAUCACUCACAGCCAUAACACCCUAUCACAUUACUCCCAGGCAUAACACUGCUCCCAGAUAUAGAAUUACUCACAGCCAUCACAUCACUCCCUGGCAUAACACUACUCCCAGAUAUAGUAUCACUCACAGCCAUCACAUCAGUCCCAGGCAUAACUCUACUCCCAGAUAUAGUAUCACUCACAGCCAUCACAUCACUCACAGCCAUAACACCAUUCCCAGAUAUAGUAUCACUCCCAGCCAUCACACCACUCCCAGCCAUCCCAUCACUCCCAGCCAUAAUAUUACGCCUAGCCAUGAACGUGUUACCAAUUGUCAUUAGUUAGAUCUAAUGUCACCCCAUUGUCUACUAAUGAUCCUUGGGGCAGAUGUGCGUUUUACCUGCUAUGUAAAUUCCGGGGUAAUAUCACGGAUAUUGCAGAUUUAUUUCUCAUGUAAAAUACAUUAAAUUCAUUUCGUUUUAUUUUCUUUCACAGCAAACUGUGCACGCAAUAUCCAUGCAUUUACCGUGAAAAAUUUGUAUAUAUAUAUAUAUAUAUAUAUACACAUGAGAACUUCUAGGAUUACAAUGCCAUUUUGCAUAUUUUUUUUAUAAUAAUUGCUAUUAAACAUUGAGCAAUUGAACUUUUAUUAAAUAUUUUAGUUUCUUGUUACAAAGGUUCAAGACUGCUGUGCAAAUACCUGUGGAUAAAUAUCGCACAGACUAAUUCACUAAAGUGAAAAUCUAUGGUGAAUUAAAAGUCAAUUUCAAAUUUAAGGUCAAUAUAGCCAAACGGGAAAAAUUCUCGAAGCCAGCAAUGCUUUCAUUUCAACUACUUUAGCCUUAAAUGUGAUUUCACUUUGAAUUCACCAUGAAUUAUCAUGUUAGUGAAUAACCCUGACAAUGCUCCGGACGUCCAACUGUUUGUAACUGAGAGGAGUGCGCGGAGCGCUUCUGUGCAUUUUGUGAAUAGUGCUAAAAGAUAUGCAUGCAAGAAAUUGUGGACCCAUUUCCCACAGAUACUGAGACGAAUGAUCUGUGAAAUCCUAAAUUGCGCUGCUUGUUUGAGAAAAUCAAACAAUUUGUGGCAAACAAUGAGAUUGAGACCAUUGGAUUUAAAAACAAUUUUUUUUUUAAUAUUAUUUAUAUUUGUACUAAUUUAUUUAUAGCUUGGAAAACACCCCUGUAAAGGGCUCCCAAUCCCAAGGAUGGGAUAGGACUACAGGCAUAGAAUAGCAUCCCUUCACAUGCUAAAUGAAAUCUUGCCAUCAAAAUAUUCUCAUUUUAUUCCAAUUUUUUCAAUACCGCUAAUGUAGGAAUCUUUUUACAUUUGUAUUGUUGUGUAAUACAGACCUUUGUGUGACCUCUGUAAUCCUGUGUAGUAUUACGGCCUCGUAAGAGAUUAGGAGAGACUUAUUUGUUUUGGUCCUGGAGAAAUAAUGAAAUCAUAUGUUUUACUUAAUAAAGCGUUUUUAAAUUUCAACACACGCAAAGAAGACUCUCGGUGCAAAGAUAAAAAAAAAAAAAACAUGAAAAUAAUUAUACGUUACCAAUCAUUUGUGACUUACUGUACAACUCUUGUUGUGAAAAUGUUGAAUUGUAAAGAGAUGCUUUAUAUUAAUAACAUUAUUACACAAUAUAAUUCUGGAUCCCUCUGCACUGAUUGUCUCACAUAUCUUGAGAACCCCUUACCAUACUUUCCUAUAACGUGUCCAAAAAAUGUUUACCUUAACCCUACCUGGUAUGCCGUGGGUAGGGGCAUAUCUGCUAAAUAUCGAGCACCAGCGACAGCUCAACCAUUAGCAGCCCAUAACCUGAGCAGUGGACCGGGCUUUGUAAUAAUGAGAAUGUGGAGGACCUUCCUGUGGCUGCCCAGUCACUAGUCAGAUUAGGCCCCUGACUGCAGUGUCUGGGGGGGAUGGGGUACUAACAGUAGACCAAACAUUUGCUGAUCACUGUUUAGUGAACGUGAACCCAACUACAAAAUGUCCAGCAGGGAUAGUUCUUUAUCUUAUUAACUUUUCACUGCGGUGACUGGCUAGUGAGAACGGGCAGCCACCAUAGUUGUAACCCACGGAGGCCUUUUUAACAAUGUUUUGAACUAUUGUUUUCCACAAAUUCCCUUUCUUCCCUCGUCUUUAGUAUGUUUGGAUGCGGUAAUCUCGGUUGAACCUGCAAUGUGACCCUUUUUUUGUUAUAACAAUAAAUAUCUGCAAUCUAACCAGUGCUUUAUUUGUGGAUUAAGGGAAAAUGACUCUCCUAUACAAGGAAGUAGGCUGCAGCCGUCAUCUUAUACCAGUUUUUUUUUUGUUUCGUUUUUUUAGUUACAGAGCUUAACCAGGAUAUGGUUUAUACUUAUAUGGGAGUCGCCAUAUUGUAAACUAUAUUUUGGAUUCCCCUGCUCUGAUUGUCUCCCCACAACUCCCAGACCCCAUCUCAAUAACAUGGUAUUAGUAUAGUGUAACAGGAAAUGUGUAGUACUGGCCUAAAUCAAAUGAUACCAUAUUCCAAGCUACAGUGUAGCAGAUCCCACCUGGAGCAGGAAACCGAGUUAGGUUCCCUGAAACACAGCUAUACAAUAUCUUGAUGGACCUCAAAUUAAACAUAAUGUGCAGAAAGGUAUUUCAGUAGAAACUGUAGUGAAUUGACAAAUGAAUGGCAACAUUUCUGUGACAAUAACCGAUUUGGAAAAAAAUUCUCAGAUCAACUAUAAACAGUCUAUUUUUACUAUUUUACUAUUUUACUAUUAAGUGUUCAAUUCAGUACAUUUAACAUGUGAAUAAAUCAUGACAUGGAACUAAAUACUUGUGUCCUAAUCGUUGGGGUGUGAGGAGCACCGAGUUAAAUAAGCCUUAUGAACAAAGGAACCAUUAUGGUGUAGGGUUAUCGAUCAGGUGUAUUUGGAACUAAUUUAUAUUUCUGUAUUUCCUAAAGGGACUCGAAAAAUGCUUCACGCAGGAGCACGUACGGUAGUGCUGCAAAUAGCGUUAAUGCAAUGAAAGAUCAAGUAGUGGCGGCUACUGUCGGGAAUGUGGAUUUACUUCAGAUAGGUAUGAAUACUGCUGGUGGCAAUCUCAAAGCGGACAAAGAGGUAAGUACUAGAUUUAUACUUUCAUUUAUGGAGGAAAUUAUCUUUAAACAAUCAGACUAUUUCUUACCUCUUGCCAAGGGAAACCGACCUUUAAUUCCCUGAGGUGAUUUCUCGCUAGAAAUGUUUUUCACCCAGAAGUCCGAAAGAAUAAUCACUAGACGUGCAAAAAUGUCCUGUUAACAGAUAAAUAUUGGAAGUUUUACAUAUGUCAGUAAUCACUUAUGACACAGGGUUAUAAGUGGCUGAGGUUCCUCAAAACAUACUUAAGGUAUCCACCACCACCACCACCUUGGGUAUAACUCCAAAACAGGUAUGAAAAUAAUAUAAACACAAUGGUGAGUAGAAACGCAAAAUAAAAUGAAGGAAAAGUAUCUCUCACACCUUUCCACCACGGUAGCGCAAACCAAUAUGGACUUGUAUACAGGAAAAAUCUUCAAUUCUUUAAGAUGCUUAAGAAACAGAGCUACUAUAGUGCAUUAUAUUAAAACACAAAAAACUAAUUGUUCAUAAAAUUGCACUCUUACAAACAUUAAGGCGUUUAUAUAAAUAUAAAGUGAUACAAAAGCAUUGUGAAAUUCUUUGUCCUGCGGUUAAAGAACUGGAACUAAACGUUUUCUUGGGCGAAUCCCAAUGUUACCGAAGCUGUAACAGUUCCUUCUCGUUCCCAAGAUUGGUGAACUUUGGUUGGCCACCAAAAAUAGAAAGGAUUGAAGGAUUGCUGUUGUUACCUUCUACUGGUUUCAUCCGUCUGGACAUCCUUAGGUAGAUCUGCUUUCCUGAGAAAGUUUAGUUAAUUCGGAUUUAAUUUGCUGAAAUUCAGAGUACAGUGAAUAACCUGUAAAUUUAUAUAAGUAUAUAAUUAUUCAUUAUUAAUGUAGUGAUGCACUGAUGCAUGGUACACACCAUAUGUCCCUAUUAAUAGUAUUUCUGUUUUGUGACAGGGAUUCACCGCCUUGCACAGAGCUGCCCAAUACUGCAGGCUCCCGUGCUUACAACUCUUAGUGGAAGAUUACGGCGUUAAUGUAAACCUGCCCACCCAUUCUGGACUGACACCUCUUCACCUGGUUUUAAGUGAGAAAGUAGGAUCUCAGGUGCUCACAUGUGCCCAGUAUCUCAUAAAACAUGGCGCCGAUGUCAACGUGUAAGUAAUAUCGCAAUGUGUUCCUAUAAGACUUUUAUAUCAACUGGACUGGAUGGCAACUUUCAUGUGACGCACCACCUCUUUUAUAGGUGAGACUGCUUCUUUUCCAGGUGACCGUACCUUUCUAAGGCAGGACUUACUACUUAAUUAUUUCUCUGAGGAUAUAAGAGAUUCCUCUCUUAGAGAGAAGAAUUACAUGACACCAACUCUAUGGUAUAUUGAUAAGCCUUUUAUUUCUCUUUAGACUUGGGAAAGACAAUGCGACUCCCCUUCACCUGGCUGCUGGUAAGGGGCUGAAGGAGUGCAUCGUGAUGUUGGUGGGAUCCGGGGCUGAUCUUCACGCUAAAGAUUCACGUGGGUUUAAACCCAUUGACUGGUGUACAAUCUACUGCCAUUUAGUCUGUGCAAGGUACAUGCCAGAGUACAUAACGCAACAUCCAUUUAUCUAUAUCUCACUGUAGUGAUGCCUGAUCUGUAUGAGUAUUCCUCUCUAAUCGAAAAUCAAUGGAUGAUGCUGUUGCUACUGAAAUAGUGUAAUUAAAGAGCAAUAAGAUGCUGCUAACUGCUCAGACUAUGCCUAGUACCGAAUAGGUUUGGACCAUGAUCGCUCUAUUUAAUAGUUCCUGACUCCAUUGGAAAAGAAAUCACAAAGCAUGGACUGGCUGAAACUGCAACUUCCAGAGAACUUGUUAUUAGCAGACAGUGAGAACUACCUUCAGCCCAAUAAUCCAUUUUAAUUUGGUCAUCAAUCAGCCUCUAGAGUCCUAAAAAAAAUGUAAAUUUUCACACAGUCUGAAUUUCGUGUAAAAGAGGGAAUUAUUAAGUAAAUAUUACUCGGACUGACCUAGGGUUCAUUAUACCCUAAAAGACAUGUAUAGAUAUAACCUAACUAAAAGUAUAAUAGGAUGGUCAGGGGCAUCAGGAUAUAUAAUGCUCUAUAGUCAUUCAAAAUCCACAAAUACAGAGAAAUACAAAUACGUGUAAAUAUAAAUGCUAUUAGAUAAAGAGUAAAAUGAAGGUCCAAUAUAAUAUUAAAGAAUAAAUACAUCAAUAAAUAUAUCAGUCCAGGAGUCCACACAAUAUUAGGGCACAAUGAAGCCUCUCAGGAUAAACAUGACAGUUAAAUCUGAAUAUUGUUGCAAGAUGAUUAAUGGCACCUGAACACAACAAAGAGAAGCUCACAAUAUUCAGAUUUCUAUGCCAAAUACUCAUUCAAAUAAUAGGAGAGUUUAAUAUCCUGUAUAGAAACAUAUAUUAAAAAUAUGAACAUAUAAAUGUAAACAAAAUUAUAAACGCAACACUUUCGUUUUGGCCCCCAUUUUUCAUGAGCUGAACUCAAAGAUCUUAAUGUACACAAAAGGCCCAUUUCUCUCAAAUAUUGUUCACAAAUCUGUCUAAAUCUGUGUUAGUGAGCACUUCUCCUUUGCCAAUAUAAUCCAUCCACCUCACAGGUGAGGCAUAUCAAGAUGCUGAUUAGACAGCAUAAUUAUUGCACAGGUGUGCCUUAGGCUGGCUAUAAUAAAAGGCCACUCUAAAAUGUAACUGAAGCUCAGACUGGUUGUUACAACACUUUUAUAGGAAUUUACCAUCUGAUGCAAUUAAUUAUUUGUCAAAGACACAAAUUCAAUCACAUCUGUUCCAUGGGGGAAACAAAAUUGCAUUUUUAUGUUACUCUUGCGUGCCUUGUCUUUAUCUGACAACAUUCCGUCAUAGGUUCCUACGCGAUGCCAUGUGGAAGAAGGAUAAAGAAGACUAUGCCCGAGGGAUGAAGAAAUUGGAAAAAAUUAAAGAAAAAAUAUAUGAAGAAGAAAAAGAUGCACGUUUGCAAAUAAAGGUAACGGGCAGUGGUGUACCUACUACGGUCGUAUAUGCGACCGGGUCCCUCACUACAGGGGGCCCGGCCGCAGCCACAACCCCUGUGACCGUGGGCCGCCCCCUCCGUGUUCCCCCUGUCAUAGGGUGUGCCAUUAGAGUACAUAUACCUAAUAUUUCUGGGCUCAUAAUCUGCAGGAAUUUUAAAAAAAUUUAAAGGUUUUGACUCUCUGGUGUGAAUGGAACUGAAAAGAUCCAGUAUGAGAAUAACUCAAUUAUUAAAGCUCUAGUUAGGGACCGUGGGCUGCUGGGUGUAGGGAAGGUAGGUUUUACUUACCUGAAGGUGUCCCUCUAGGCUGCUGCCUGGUGGUCUUCUUUGGCUCCUUAUACUUAAAGGGACACUGUAGGCAUCCAGACCACUACAGUUAAUUGAAGUGGUCUGGGUGCUGUGACUCUUUUGCACCUAAUUUGUCACGAGCCGCGCUAGUACUGUACUCUCGUGCAUGCAAGGUCUAUAGAGGAUCCUUCCAUAGAUUGAUGCCUGAAGUCCAUAGCUGUCACUUGUGAAGGGCGCUGGGAUUGGACAAAAGUUGCACAAGGUGUGAGGAAUGCACACACCAGAGGACAGUAAUCUCUAAGGGGUGCUCUAGGAGGGGGAAGGCAAACUCCUGAACACAUUGGUAAAUUGCAAAAAGGCCUAGCCACACCCAGAGGUUUCCUCAGAGAGGCAGAUUUUAUUCAGGAACAGUGCAUCACAACAUUUCCGCUCUCAUAUCAGCCUUUGUCAAGCCUUGACAAAGGCUCAUGUGAGAGGCAAAACAUUGUGAUGCACUGUUCCUGAAUAAAGUCUGCCUCUCUGAGGAAACCUCUGGGCGUGGGUGGGACUUUUUGCAAUUUUCCAGUGGGUUUGGACAAUAGUUGACAGUACAGUUUGUCAAUUUUUGCCCACCUAAGGCUUGGCCAUAAAAAAAUAUUACUAAUUUGUCUUCUAUCAUCUUUGGAUUGUUUUGGGAUUUCAAUUAAAUUCCAGCGUAGCCAGCAUCAGUAUUCCAUAAAGAGUAUAUCUUUAUGACAUACUAAUAAGUAACAGAACCACUUUAACUAAAUAGAAGGGGGUGUUCAUUUGUGGACCGCCAAGAUGUUUUGAGUCUAUAUUCCCUAUAAUUUUCUGUCAGCUGUAGGUGCACAGUGAAUUAAGGGAUGUCUACAAACGUCUGUGAGACAAAUUUACUUGUACCAAAUAAAACAAUGUAUUGCUUUGACCAAAACCCUGGCCUAGAUAUGUAAAAAACACAAACCACUUUCUCAAGUUAUGGAACUCCUUGAUUUAUUUAUCUCCAGGUUAAACCUGGUCUAAGUAAAUAUGGGCAAAGUAUUCCAUUAUUAUUGGAUACGAAUGAAAAGGACGUGCUUUAUGUUCAUGUCAGUGUACCUGACAGUACACCUCUCUCACUCAUCCUGGGAAAGUGCAAGUCAAAUGUCCACUUUAACUGAAAAUCAAAGAUGACAUUUUCGAUAACAUUUUAUAUUCAUUGUAUUUAUAACAAUUCAUUAAAUGCAUGGUAUUGGUAUGAAUUACAGAAAGAAGAGGACAGUGUUUGUCAAAAGAAGUUUUAUGACUGGAUAGACACAAAGGGAUUUCCUGAAAGCUUAAAAGAGAAGUUUGGUUGCAGAGCAGAUGUCUUAGCAGAGUCAAGGCAUCUUCAUGACUGCUCAAAAACAUCUUCUAAUGGACGUCAACAUGAACUUAGCCAUUCCUCAGAGCAGAGUGAAAUGGACUUGUGUGGGACAAACAAAGUGCACCGUUCUAAAAAGACAGACCAAGUGCAAACAACAGUGAAAGGACAAAUGCGAAAUGAAAGGAAACAUGUAUCUGCCAAACGUGUUUGGAAUCCAAGUGUCAAUCCUUCAAUGACACCAACUACCAAAAUUACGAGAGCUCCAACAGUUAGAUUGGGCGUCCAGCCUGAAGAAGCCAAGACAGAGGACUUAAGCCCUUAUGUAUCACUCACAAAAGAUGAAAAUGGAAAUUUAAAUAUUAAGACAAUUACAGGAAGGAUUAGCUCUUUGCCCCACAAUUUACCAUAUGAGACUGUAAAGAAGAGCCUUUUUCCAGAUAUCAUUCCACAAGAGAGGGUUCGAGUGCCACAGGAGUUCCAAGCGAUUCAUGUUUUUGAUUUGCCCAAAAGGAAUCAGCCCUCCAGUGGUCGACGAUGCCAGUCAGAGAUGGUUUUCCAUCUGCGACAAAAUCUUGACCCCAAGCUUAAGAUAGCUUAAUAUCAAAGCUCUUUCAUGAAGCUAAAGGAACACUCCGAGCACCAUAACCACUACAACUUGGUGCUUAUGGUACUAGGAGUGCCCUGGCUCCCUCUGAGUGUCAGUAGACAAGCUGUUUAACCAUUUAAUAGUUUCCCAACAUACCUGGGGUCUGAUGGGCUGCUGCAACGAUCCACUGAUAGCCAAGCACCUCAAGGCCGAUGAGCUAACCCGAUUAUUGCUGGGCUUUGCUCAAUGCAGAACCUAGGAAAAUUGGCAAACCGUUCCAAAACAGUUUAGCUACUUAACACUGGAAGGAUACUAGGGCACUUCUGACAUCAUAACCACUGUGGUAGUUAUGUUGCUCGGAGUGUUUCUUUAACUUGCGUUCCAAACAUCCCACAUUCAGAUAUGGAUUGAGAACGUUUUGGCGGGCUUUCAGGGGGCAUUUUCAGUGAAACAACAUGUUUCUCUGGUGGUGCUCAUAAUGAGCAAGCCUGUAUGGUAAGUUGACAUUCCUGUCUGCAGAAGGGGCGAAUAAAGCUGGCAUCAAGCACGCCAGGCUGAGAGCCUUCUUGCUGGCCUCCAACAGACAGGACCAUGCAGAGAGUGAUGCAUUGUCCUAGUGCCCACCUCACAGGGCUAUUGAUUUGCUUGCAUGGUUCUGCUGGGGACAGUUCCCUGGAUGCACGACACCAGGGAACUAAACGGGGAUGGUGAGACAGUUAGAAGCCUUGUGCAUGCCAUUAAUUGAUUUCCAUUUCUUUCACUGUUAGAGGGCACAAUAAAAGUAUUGAUGAGGCUAUAUAUUAUUUUAUGUCGGUUAUUAAAGAUCUGACAAAUAUCCAAUAAAUUCAAUAAGGACUCCAAUCAUAAAACAAUAUGCUAGUUCUGAUGUGGAGUAAGGUAUUGUAACAAGAAUGUGUGAUCCUGCCAUGAAACUCAGCGGGGACAGGACUGCCGUAGCUAUGCCCCAUAUUAUACAUUAAUGAGAACAUGUGAGCCACAUAUAACCAGUGUUACAGUGAUACACUGCUAUAAAGUUCAUCUGGUUAUCCUGCUUA
Messenger RNA from Pelobates cultripes (western spadefoot toad), 9819 nucleotides. Lineage: Eukaryota; Metazoa; Chordata; Amphibia; Anura; Pelobatidae. The record is from the annotation of a GenBank genome assembly.